AUGAAGUUUGGACAGAAGAUCAAAAACGACUCAUAUGCUGAAUGGCGAGCCUACUACCUCGACUAUACUGGCUUGAAGAAAUUCCUAAAGGCUAGGACAAGCGAAGACCGAUGGACUUCUGAGGAUGAAGACAAAUUUGUGGCAAAGCUCGAAGCUGAGCUUGAAAAGAUCCAUCAGUUCCAAAUGACCAAGGCAUCUGAGCUCGGUGCCCGUAUAAAUAGCGCGGAGCAUAGCGUCAAAUCCUUGGUUGAACAACAAGACGAGCAAGAAGAAGAGCACCGGGAUAUCGAAGAUGGUCGGCCUCCUGUCCAGCCAGACCGAGCCGAUGACGCUGGCUCAGACGAUGAAUUGGACGACGUCCUCGACGAUGAAGAUGAUGACAUUGAUUCACUUGAAGAAAAUUUUAGACAAUUGGAGGAAGAGGUUGCAACCAUUGUCGCUGACGUCCAUGAUUUGGCUUUGUAUACCAAGCUGAACUUCACCGGGUUUGUCAAAAUCGUUAAAAAGCACGACAAACAAACUGGACUUACCCUCAAGCGUACAUUCGCUCACGAUUAUCUCGAGAAACGCCCAUUCUACAAGUACAACUGGGACUCUAUUAUUGUCAAACUUUCUAAACUUUACGACCUUGUUCGCACUCGUGGACACCCUAUACAGGGUGACUCCAGUGCUGGAGGUGCUCAGAAUGCGUUCGUACGGCAAACGACCAAGUAUUGGGUUCAUCCGGAUAACCUAGUACAUUUGAAGCUCGCGAUUCUUAGGCAUCUCCCAGUUCUUGCCAUCACAUCAAUCUAUUUUGAUAAUGAAGACCUGGAACUCUACCUUGGACGACUUGAGAAGACUGAAGGAGCCGAAGCUGUUCGACUUCGGUGGUAUGGCGAUAUGUCAUCCCGUACGAUUUUCGUGGAACGGAAAACGCAUAGGGAAGACUGGACCGGUGAAAAGUCCGUCAAGGAGCGGUUCCCUAUAAAGGAGGACAAAGUCAAUGCAUUCUUGCGUGGAGAAUAUACGAUGGAUGAAGAAUUUCGAGCAUUGGUGAAGAAAGGUAAAAAGAGCGAACAAGAAGUCGAAGGCAUGAUACAGCUGGCCAGUGAAGUGCAGUACGCAAUCUUAACCAGGAAGCUAGUCCCCGUUAUGAGGUCGUUCUACAACCGUACUGCAUUCCAGCUUCCUGGCGACGCUCGCGUUCGUAUCUCCUUAGACACCGAACUUACCAUGGUUCGGGAAGACAACUGGGAUGGUGAAGUCAGAUCCGGAGACAACUGGCGCCGACCAGAUGCCGGAAUCGAUUUCCCCUUCCCGAACGUCCCUGAUAGGGACAAGGAGAUAUUUAAGUAUGGAGUGCUCGAAGUUAAACUUCAAACUCAGCUUGGCCAGGAACCUCCGCAAUGGGUCAGAGAUCUAGUCUCCAGUCAUCUGGUCGAGAGCGUUCCAAAAUUCAGUAAAUUCAUUCAUGGUUGUGCUACACUCUUGCCAAACCGUGUGGACCUGGUACCGUUCUGGUUACCUCAAAUGGAAGCUGAUAUUCGCAAGCCUGACACUGGUAACGUAGCUAUUGGCCGGCCAAUUUCAGCUGCUACAUCACCAGAGAGCCACACACCUGCAUCUGAGGCCGAUCAGGUUUUACGCUAUACAGAACCUGUGAGCGAGGGCGAAGAAGACGAGAUGAGAGACUAUGGUGUCGCUCAGGAUGAAGUCAGUAUCGCACGACUCGAUGCAAAGGCUGCUGCCCAGGUCAUCAAGGAACGUCAAGCCGAACUCGAACGUCAGAAACUCGAGGAGAUGCAAAAGGAUAAAACGCCCACGUCUGAAGGGCGGUUAACUAGCGCUCCUGAACCUGAUUUGGCGGAUGACGAAGAUGACGAGCGCACUCCAUUCUUGCGCCGUAGGCGUAGUUCACAACCUGCAGAGCGUCCGAAGGGAUUGAGCAUUAAUCCUUUGGCGCCGUCCAAAGCGUUUGACAAGAAUUUCAAGAGUGCACUGAACAAGCGGAAUGGGAAUAUUCCAGAAGGGGAUGAGGAGGAAGCAGUCCCCGAGCGGGAAGAAACCGAGUAUGUGCGCCACUUUAUUGCACAACCAGGAAAGAAGAUCGCAGUCCCUGUUCGUGUGGAGCCCAAGGUGUACUUUGCCAACGAGCGAACUUUCUUGAAAUGGCUCCAAUUUGCUGUUAUGAUUGGGACUGUCGCAACCACUCUGCUCAACUUUAGCAAGCCCGGGGACAAUGUUGCGUUUUACAGCGCGAUAUGCUUUACCUUCGCAUCCCUGCUCGCUAUUGCAUAUGCAGGUGUCAUCUUCGUGAUCCGUGCACUUAAGCUACGCACUCGUGAAGUUAGUGAAUGGUACUAUGACAGGUACGGGCCGACAGUGCUCAGCGUGGUCCUAUUGGCUUCGAUUGCUGCAAACCUGGGCAUGCGUAUCUCCGAGGACGGAUUUUAG
This is a messenger RNA of Rhizoctonia solani, 2436 nucleotides long. RefSeq names its product vacuolar transporter chaperone 4. The record is from RefSeq and is a predicted model, not a curated record. Gene Ontology annotation, cellular component: fungal-type vacuole membrane; vacuolar transporter chaperone complex. The transcript has 10 exons. NCBI's taxonomy places the organism in Eukaryota, Fungi, Basidiomycota, Agaricomycetes, Cantharellales, Ceratobasidiaceae. Bases 1 to 2436 code for a protein of 811 amino acids.